Caenorhabditis angaria is the source of this 3873-nucleotide messenger RNA. The record is from the annotation of a GenBank genome assembly. NCBI's taxonomy places the organism in Eukaryota, Metazoa, Nematoda, Chromadorea, Rhabditida, Rhabditidae.
AUGUCUGGAGACGCGUGCCCGAAUCCGAAACAACGUGCUACGUUGGCGAUCGAGGAGGAGCAUAUUCCUCGAUCGCCAUCAUCACCGCCACCAUUUGUCAUCAAGGAGAAAGCGGCUGUAGGAGCAUUGGUAAGUUGACUGCGAUUAUGGCCGAGAAAAAAUUCAAAAGUUCGGCCACGCAACUAUUGCUUUUGCACAACGUUUUUCAAAACCCUGAAUGAAAACGGCACCGGUGAGAGUGAGUGAGACAGUUAGGAGACGCAGACAUUGAAAAUGAAUAAAAACGUGAAAUAAUUCGUGUGACAGCCUACUGUAGUUCGCAGUUGUGUGCAAACACGGCGACGCACAAGUGCACAGCGCGUUUUUUUCGUGGCCCAACGGAAUUUUGAAAACUAAUGGGGUGAUUCAAUACGAAAAAAAUAAUUAAAAAACAUUUUUACGAAAAUUUCGGUUCAGAAAAUGUCAAAAAAUAGGAAAAAGUAUAGUUUUUUGACAUUUGCUGAAUCGAAAUUUUUUAUAAAUAAAAAAUGUUUUAUUAAUUUUUUUCGACUUGAAUCACCACAUAAGCGGUUGUGAAUCAUUCAACGCCACUCUGAAAUCAUUCACGGCCUUUCAAAAAUAGGGAAAAUUUCAAAUUGAGAGAUACGCAGAGGGAGAAACACCAAAUCCGUCUGGCUCCUCGUUGCGAGACCAAGCGCGGGAAACAUGUUUUUCAAAUUUUUUCGUUUUCUCUGUGUCUCUCUCCAUUUACCCUGUGAAAGGCCGUGCAUUGGAAGGUAAUCGAUGCUAUUUAUAGUAGUGUACACAAAAAUAGAUAACCGGAAAUGAUAGGCGGUUGUUUUAUCAAUACCGUAUCUCUAAUUUCUCUAAAAACAAUUUUGGCAGGGUUCAGGGUCUAUAAUUUUCUCUCUCUUCCUCUUCUUUUUCAUCUUUGUUACAAAAAAUGUUCUUUUUUUGUUUCUCCCUUCUCGAAAAAUCUUCGCUUACAAUCUAUUUUCAGUGCGUCGUGUGUGGCGAUCGCGCUUGCUCACAUCUCUACUACGGAGUUGCCGCGUGUCACGGAUGCAAGUGUUUUUUCUGGCGAACCGUCAAAAGUAGACUGAACUACGUCUGCCGGUACGGUGGAACUUGCUCGAUGUCCACCGGUUAGUUUUUGUUUUUGUUUAUUGUGAGCACAUUGAGCUCUAGCAAAUAAACAAAGAUUUGAUUUUUUAUUAUUACAGCCGGUCGCAACGCUUGUCGUUACUGUCGUUUUAAUCGCUGCCUCAACGUUGGUAUGAAGAUGGAAGGUGAGUUCUGAUCUUCAGCUUGAUAGAUCUUAUCACUGAUCUUCAAUCACAAACAAUUUCAGCUGUUAAAAUGGACAGAAAACUGACAAAACGAAAGAAGAAGGAGAUGGAUAGUGAUGAGUUUGAUGAACAGGACAACUAUGAAGCGGUGAGUUCAAAAAAUCAACCGGGGGCUUCUCCCAUUCACGUGCUCCUUGUUUUUGCUCUUCAGCUGCAAAAAGAAGAGAGAGCGAGAGAGAGAGAGUGCGCAGAGAGUGACGUUUUGUGCUCACAGUGGCCACUCGCUUGGUUUGAUGUUUUUACUAGUGAGCACAUUGAGCACAAAGGGAACAUUGCGAUUUUUGAGGCUGAAUAUUGUAAGCGUCAAUUAAAAUGCACUGUGUAUGAUUCAUUGAACAUUUGAUCUAUCAAAUGUUUGUUUAUAGUUUGAACAAAAUGAAAUAGUGUGUGUGGUGUGAGAGGUUUAGACAGCGAGAGAGAGAUUCUUCCCUAACUUCACAAUGAAAACAAUUUUGCGUUAAAAUGCAACGCGGAUAGAAAAAUGUGCAUACACCAAACAUCAAACACUACGCGCAAAACCCUACAUUACCUCUUGUGAACCCACGAGCAUGACCGAAAAAAAAAAAUGUUUUUUGCGCGUCAAUUCAAAUGCAAUGCACAAUUUUUACACUACCCUAUCCCGUUGAGUCAGGCGCGGGAGUAUUUUGCCCGAAAAUAAAUUUCGUGGCGAGAUAUUUUCAAUAAAAUGUGUUUGUGUUCCUUCAAACAAAUUACGGUUUUUUUUUCAAAGACACACACAUUUUCUCAAAAAUAUCUCGAAGCGGAGGUCAUUCUUAACUUUUUUCGUUUCAGCCUGAUGCAAAACGAGCCAAAACCGACCAUCGUCUUUUGGUCUCCUCAUUGUUGCUCAUCGACAAAACGUCAUCAGAUGGCAACGCAAAAAUGGCCACGCUUCACUACGUCGAACCAUCGCUCACCAACUUCUUCGACGAACCAGAACUUUUAGACGGUUAUCGCACAGAAAUGAGUUAUCGAGCAACUCAACAAGCAGACGAGAAAUCGUGUUAUGAAACCGAACGUCGGUUGGUUACUUGGGCAAUUGACUGGUGUCGUCAGACGGCCGAAAUCGAUGAAGCGCUCACUGUCGCCGACAAAAUUUGUUUGUUGCGCGCCGCGUGUCCAUCAUUGGUGCUCAUCGAAUUGGCCACACAAUCUGUCACCAAACCUGCGACACAAGUUCCCUUAUGUAACAACACUUUUCUUCAUGUUCACGUUCAACCACCGUCCAACUCGUUCAUCAAUUGGAAGACCCUCCAAUCGUUGUCGAAAUGGACACAACGUGAGCUGAAGCCGCUGAGCUUGAAGCCUAAAGAAAUUGUACUUCUCAAAGCGCUCCUUGUUCUCAAUCCUGGUUAGUUUUCUCUUAUCAAGAAAUAUAAAAAAAACCCUCGGGUCAAUGGUUUCCGGUGGAGCCAGUGCAACAAAAAUUCUGAUAAAAUCAUAAGUAUCAACGGAAAUCAUAAUGAUAACAACUAAAUUCCUUAUUAAUUCGUGGAAAAUUUUCCGUAAACAGCAAACCGAACUAGGGAAAAAGAAAUUAAAAAAAAAACAUUUCUUGCAGAUGCCCCCGGAUUGUCAGCCGAAGGUGAAUUGGCUGUUCGCGGACUUCGUGAACGUGUCCACUCUGCAUUAUUCCAACUCGCAAUUGGACCGCAAACGGAACCCGCGCUUGCCGCCGCACGACUCGCUUCGAUUAUUUUGUUGAUUCCCCAAAUUACAGUGAGUUCUGGGGGAAGGGGGGUAACUUCUGGUGGAUUUUUUAGAGGCAGGGGGCUUAACUUUUCGAAAAUUUCCCCCCGUAAGGGGGGGGGGGGGUUAACUGAAGGGGUCAGAACCAGACCUGGGAAAUUUUACGUUAACGUUUUUUACGGUUUUACGCUCCAAAAAAUCGUAAAAUAAUUUUACGUAAAUAGCAUUAAUUAUAAUGAAUUUUCACAGAAUCAAAUUGAAACUUCAAAAAAAACUCAAAAUCUUUCAAAUAAAAUUUUGAGAUAAUCCUAAUUAAUUAAUUUUUCGAUAGAAAUGGAGAAUAAUAUUGUUAAUAUUUUGUUGGAGUUACGGUAACUUAACAACUCCCAAUUUUUAAAGAACUGUUUUGCUCUUUUCAGUGAAAGGGUUCAGUGACAAAAUUUUACGAAUUUUACGAGAUUUUACGGUUUUUUAGAACCGUAAAAUACCCAUUUUACGUUUUACGGUGCCACGUAAAAACUUCCCAGGUCUGGUCAGAACAAUGAGUCCGCAAUUUCAUGUAAAAACGAAAAAAUUUUCAUUUUUCCAUGUGGGGCCUCUCUGCAAAUAUCCUCUUAACACUGUCAAUUUGCAGCUCUUGGGUCUCGAAAUCAUCGAGCAAGUCCGUGUGCGCAACACCUUUGCCAAACGCCUGCCGGGCGGCGAAGGACUCUUAUUCUGGCAACUAUACGGAGACAUUUUCGAAGAUACUCACAACAAUUUCAACGAGGACUAUUUGGAGCAUUCGGCAUCGUGCAGUCCAACUGAUAGUCAACACACAAUUGAUAGCAGCUGA